Molecule: messenger RNA, 1242 nt
Organism: Populus euphratica (Euphrates poplar)
Lineage: Eukaryota; Viridiplantae; Streptophyta; Magnoliopsida; Malpighiales; Salicaceae
Exons: 2
Coding region: 108-899 (263 amino acids)
Source: RefSeq, a predicted model, not a curated record
ACAGAUAUUACUUUUUGUGUAAUAAAUACUCACUGUAAAAUCUCUACCUCAAAUCAAACCCUCAUAAAUCGCCAAAAAAAUAAAUCGAUAAAAAAAAAAAAUCAACAAUGUCUCACAAUUCUCGGCAAUCCAUAGAUUCAUGCACUCUCCAGCUCCAUUCAUGGAGACCUUUUCUCGAUUACGAUCCCACCACCAGCUACAAACCCCACGCCUCUUCCGCCACUCUCACUAAACGCCCUUGCCUUUCCGAUCGCUCCACUUCUUUCCCUUCCAACGUCGAUUCCAUCGACCUUUCCCGGCUCACUCUCCUUGAAGAUGACCAUAACAACACCAGCAAUAAACCCGUCCCCGCUGUUACCAGCAGACCCUACAAGCGAGGCACCUUACGCCUUAUCCAGCGCAAGAAGCGGCGGAGAGGAUCCCGUUCUGUGUCCGGCCGGAGCUCCGAUAGAAGUGGGACCCGGCGGUGCUGCUCGGUUGGCGCGGCGUCUGCGGCUCAUGGGACUUGCUCGGAUUUCCAUUUGGCGGUGGGGACGGACUCGAGUGGGGAGCUGUUUGUGAAUGGGGACGCGAAUUGGGCGUCGGAUGUCAGUCAAGCAAAGAAUUCGAUAAAAGAGAGGGAGGAGAAAGAGAAUUUGUUGGGAGUGGGUAAUGUUUUUGGGAAUUUGGAUAGUGAGUCUGGAUAUGGGAGUGAGCCUGGGUAUAGAGGGGAUGCUGAGUUUGGUUACGGAGAUGAUGUUGAUGAGGAAGAGGAUGAUGCCAGGUUGUUGUUUUGGGGACACCAUUUUCAAGAUUCUAAGAUGGAAAUGGUUGGAGAGAACACAUUUGAUUCAAAAACCCAUCACAGAUGUCGUCGCAAGAAGCAUGAUUGUAGUAGAAUGGUUGAUCCUGUGAGAUAACUCUCCGGGUUGUUGGUAAAUAGGAGGGGGAAGCGACCUUCUUUUUAUAUGAUAAGAUACAUUUGUGCUUGCAGCCCUCUGCUUUCAAUUCCUCCUCAAUUUUGUGACAUGUUUUAGAGUCUCAUUUCUGCUGCUGAGGUUGGAUUUUCUUGAUAUUCUGUUGCCUUCAUGCACCUGCUUUGUGAUGAUCAAUCCACAAACAUGCUGUUUUAUAUGUCAGCGACAUGUCCAAGAAGUGCAUUUGCUUAUUUCUUGGAUGUGGCAUUGCAUUCAAACCAUUAUUGUAAGAAUUCUUGUUAAUCCAUAAAUUAUUCAAUUGUUUUGUGUUUCCUUUUUACAAGAA